Molecule: messenger RNA, 3561 nt
Organism: Musa acuminata AAA Group (dessert banana)
Lineage: Eukaryota; Viridiplantae; Streptophyta; Magnoliopsida; Zingiberales; Musaceae
Exons: 2
Coding region: 1-3561 (1186 amino acids)
Biological process (GO): DNA integration
Molecular function (GO): nucleic acid binding; RNA-DNA hybrid ribonuclease activity
Source: RefSeq, a predicted model, not a curated record
AUGAGGAGUCCGCGAGAGCUGGCGGAUCGAUCGAAGUACUGUCGCUUCCACCGGCAGCAUGGGCAUGACACUGAACAGUGUCAGGAGUUGAAAAAGCAGAUCAAGGAGCUCAUUCGUAGAGGGCAUCUCGGCCAGUACCUUCGGUCGGACAAGGAACUUUCGUCGCACCCCGAGGGUCCCAUCGAACGACACAUCGACGUGAUAGCUGGCGGCCCCGCAUCUGGUGGGGAUUCCAUGACCAAAAGAAAGGCAUACGCCCGAGCCACCCCGGCCGAAGCUCCCAGGCACGGGCUCGAGCCCGAGGUCACUUUCCCGGCCAGAGCAUCCGAACAAUCUGAGCACGACAAUGCGCUCGUGAUAUCGGCCAGGAUCGCCAAUGCGCAAGUAAGAAGGAUCAUGGUCGAUACCAGGAGUUCGGCCGACAUACUCUACUUCGACGCCUUCCAAAAGCUCGGCUUAUCCAGAGACAACAUGAAACAGAUAUGCUUGGCGCUCACCGGAUUCACCGGUGAUUCAAUCUCACCGUUGGGGGCAAUCACUUUGCCCUUGACCCUGGGAGCCCCGCCGAGGUCGAAGACAGUGAUGACCACCUUCUUAGUGGUUGACCUCCCCACUGCAUACAACGCUAUUCUCGGCCGGCCAACCCUCAACAAAGUUAGAGUCGUCGUCUUUACUUACUACCAAACUGUGAAGUUCCCGACCCACGUCGGGACCGGAGAAGUCACGGGAAGCCCCCGAGAAUCUAGGCGCUGCUACCUGACCGUCGUCUCGUUACACAAGAGAGCAAGGGUCGAGCCACCAUUGGCGGAUCCCCGGGAGGCGAAGAAGCCAGCCCCCCAUCCUGAGCUGAGGGGGUCCACCAUCGACUUACCGCUGCUAGAGGGGCGGCCAGACCAGACGGUCAAAAUCGGAUCGGAGCUACCCGAGCAAGAACGAAGGCAGCUCGUCGGCUUCCUACAGAAAAAUGCCGACGUCUUCGCCUGGACGCCUUCUGACAUGACGGGCGUCGACCCGGAGGUCGCACAGCAUCACCUCAAUAUUUCACCCGACGCUCGCCCGGUAAAGCAAAAACCCAGAUGGCAGGCUCCUGAUCGGCAGCUGGCCAUACGAGAAGAAGUGGGUCGACUUUUGGCGGCAGACUUCAUAGAAGAAGCCAGAUACCCACGAUGGCUAUCCAAUGUAGUCCUCGUCAAGAAACCUAAUGGAAGCUGGAGGAUGUGCGUUGAUUACACCAGUCUCAACAAUGCAUGCCCGAAGGAUUGCUACCCCCUUCCAAAGGUCGACCAGUUGGUCGACGCUACGGCCGGACACGCCCGCCUCUCAUUUAUGGACGCCUUCUCGGGAUACAACCAGAUCAGAAUGGCACCCGAAGACCAAGAGCAUACGGCCUUUCUCACCGAUCAAGGGGUUUACUUUUAUAAAGUCAUGCCCUUCGGAUUGAAGAACGCCGGGACUACAUACCAGAGAACAGUGAACAAAAUGUUCGCCCACCAGAUCGGGCGGAACAUGGAAGUUUACGUCGACAACAUGAUUGUGAAAAGCCAAGAGGCAGGAGCCCACCUGGCCGAUCUGGCCGAGGCAUUCGCCAUGCUAUGCAAGUACGGCAUGCGACUCAACCCCGCGAAGUGUGCCUUCGGCGUCACCUCGGGAAAGUUCCUCGGGUUCAUCAUACACGAAAGAGGAAUUGACGCCAACCCGGAGAAAGUCCAGGCGAUCAUCAAUAUACAGUCAUCUCGGACGAUCAAAGACUUGCAACGCCUUAAUGAGAGGCUCGUCGCCAUGUCCCGUUUCCUUGCCCGAUCGGGUGAUCGCUGCCUCCCCUUCUUCAGGGCACUGAAGAACCCGAAAAAUUUUCAAUGGACGGCGGAAUGCGAGGAAACCUUCAAACAAAUGAAGCAACACUUGGCCAACCUCCCCCGAAUUGCCUUAGUCUCUCCUAGGGAGAAGCUAGGCCUCUACCUGGCUGCCUCCCAGCACGCAGUCAGUUCCGUCCUGGUCAAAGCAAAUUCCGGCGAACAGCUUCCAGUCUACUAUGUCAGCCACGUCCUGAAUGGGCCCGAGGAACGAUACCCACCGAUCGAGAAACUGGCACUUGUGCUUUCUGUGGCCGACGUCAUCGCAGAAUUAACCCAGAUCGAGGACGAGGAUCUCGAGCAACCUCCCGAAGCAUGGGUCCUGCACGUCGACGGAUCGGCCAACUCAAAGGGCGCUGGCGCAGGGCUGGUGCUGCUAGCUCCCGACGGACGGUCGUUCGAGCGCUCCCUCCGCUUCGGGUUCCAGGCCACUAACAAUGAGGCAGAAUACGAGGCACUCCUAGCAGGACUCAGGUUGGCCCUCGAGAUGCAGGUGGUUGCCAUACGCGUCCUCACCGACUCGCAACUGGUAGCCGAGCAACUCAGCUGGGGAUACGAGGCUCGGGACCCGAUCAUGGCGAAGUACCUGGCACAGGUAAAGAACAUGACCGCCAAGUUCCCUCAUUUUACAUUAUCUAAUGUCCCGAGGGGAGAAAAAGAGCGAGCCGACACGCUAGCUAAGCUAGCGUCAAAGCCAGCCCUCGAAGCCGGGCCCGAGGUCGAGGAGCUCCCUGCCCGUGCCAUCGAAAUCGCAACGGCGACCUCGGGCAGCACGCCUACCACCUGGGUACAAGAAUUGCUACGCUUCAAGCGGGACGGGACCCUUCCUCCCGACGAGGCUACAGCUCGGCGCCUACGUCGCACGCAUGCGUGGUACACCGAGGUGAGUGGACGGCACUAUAAGCGGUCCUUCACAUACCCCCUCCUACGGUGCGUGGAGCCCGACGAAGCCCGGACGGUUCUGGCUGAGGUCCAUGAGGGAAUCUACGGGGAACACAUCGGCGGGCGGACCCUGGCACACAAAAUACUUCGCCAAGGUUACUACUGGCCGACCAUGUGCCGGGACGUGAAGGCUUAUGUACAGCGGUGCAGUUCAUGCCAAGAACACGCCUACACACCCCGGCAGCCCGCGGUCCCGCUCACCCCCAUCGAUUGCGCAUGGUCGUUCGCGCAGUGGGGUUUGGACCUGCUCGGACCUUUUCCCCCAGCCUCGGGACAACGGAAGUACAUCGUCGUGGGUGUGGAUUAUUUCACAAAGUGGGUCGAGGUCGAACCACUGGUGACGAUCACGGAGCGGCAAAUAGAAAAGUUCAUAUGGAGGAACCUGGUGACUCGGUUUAGCUUGCCCAAAACCAUCAUUACAGACAAUGGGCCCCAAUUCGCCGGUAGAAGGUUCCGCGAGUUCUGCGCAAGCCAUGGAAUCCAAAGGUUCAGCUCGAUGGCCUACCCUCAGACGAACAGGCUAGUAGAGGUAACCAAUCGGUCCAUUCUAGACGGGCUCAAAAGAAGAGUGUCCGCAGCCCGAUCGGCUUGGACGGACGAACUCCUGAGCGUCUUGUGGUCAUUACGCACCACCCCCAAAACUAUGAUGGGAGAGUCCCCCUACAGCCUCGCGUUCAGAACUGAAGCUGUCUUACCACCCGAAGUAGUCAUUCCCACCCUUCGUACAAGAAACUAUGACGAGAAAAACGCGAACGAAGGGCUUUGA